Molecule: messenger RNA, 408 nt
Organism: Rotaria sordida
Lineage: Eukaryota; Metazoa; Rotifera; Eurotatoria; Philodinida; Philodinidae
Source: the annotation of a GenBank genome assembly
AUGGACGAUACUACUCGUUUAACAAAUGAUCAAUCAAUAAAAUUAUUUAUUCAACGUGAUUAUUCUGAGGGCACUGCUGUAAAAUUUCAAGAACGUUUUCCUACUGAACUUGAAGGAAGAAUUGAUCGUAAUGAAUUUACUGGAAUAAUAAGUGAGAUAAAUGCAAUUUUUGCAGAUGCCGAAGCUUUAUCAUGUAAAACAUUCAUGGAAAAUUGUUGUGCUUGUUUAACAGGUUAUUUACUUUUACUUUGUAUGCCUACACAUUAUGAAAAGUGUGUUAAACGUGCUGCUAAGUAUAUUGCAGAAAAAAAUGAAAAUGUUCUUAAUCAUCGUGGCAUUUUUAUGGUUGAUCCAAUGGAAAAAGGACUUCGAUGCAUUGAAGUAUGCAUUGCCAAUACUCGUCGAUAA